UAGAAUCAGAGACGUAGCAAUGUACAAUGAUCACCCAGCACCAAUGUUUCUGUACGGAAUUACGUAUUGGGGAAACAAAAUGGCAGCGCCCAUAGCAGGGGUUUGGGCCAGCUCCCGGUCAAAGACCAAUUCACGUUUCUUUGGUUUUCUCUGCCAAAGUUGUUGCAGAAAUUACAGUUCCAAAAAAAGUAAAAAGUUAACGAAACGGCAAGGAGAUCUACUUGAUAACUUGUUUCCUGUCCCUCAAACAUCCACGGUCUCGCCCAAGUUGAGAAAUAAGUCUGGGGUUACCCCAUCUUCAACUUCAACUGCACCAAGUCCAAUACCCAAGAAGAAGGAUGAGCAUAAUAGUGGGGUCUCCAACACUUCUAGCCAUGCUCUCAAGUUCAAGCAAGUCUUGCAGCAGAGAUACAGAGAAGCGCAAAGGAGCGUCAUUGUACGGACCCAGUCCCCGGCCUCUACUGUCCAGUCUCUCAUGACAUACGGUCAUCUAUCCUCUUCCUUUUACACAUCGCAAGAUAAGUUGUAUGUUUUAGCCGAGUACGCCAAUGAACAGAACGUGGGACGACUACAGAGCAGCACGUCGCUGUUCCUGGACCAGCACCAGUUCCCCAUGCACUCUCGCUGUUUGUACGACGUGAACAACCCGCGGAACCCGCCGGCCCGCCACUCCAAUCAGCCCAUGCCCACAGUGAGGGAGGACUUGUGGCAUGUGGACUCCAUGACCCACUAUCCCGUCAUGGACACGCUGGAUGAAGAAUUGAAGGCUUUGUGCGCCAGAAGAUCCCUCAACGACCUUGACCUUCGCAUCAGGUUUCUGGUCUGCGUCAUGGUGGAGGAGAUGCUGCAGUCGUUCCUGCCGGGGUCGCGGGUCAUCCCGUAUGGGUCGUGCCUCAACGGUUUCGGCUGGUGGAACAGCGACCUCGAUAUGAUGCUGUGUCUGAAGAAAGAUCCGUACUCUAGCAACGUUGUGUCGGCGCCUGUCUCAUCCCGGAAGACCAACCACAACUUCCGCUUCAUCACAGAGACAUUCAGCACAGAGCGACAGCUGGCGCAGCGCACCCUGGCCAUGGUCGCCUCCCUUGUGGAGCUGAUGCCCCGCACCUCCAACGUGUUCAAGAUCCUCAACGCCAGGGUACCCAUCAUCCGUUUCCGACAAACCGUGUUCCCGCUACACUGUGACAUUAGCCUGGAGGCUCUAGAGUCUUCUCCACGGGUUUUUCGCCUUCUACUCCCAGUUUGAUUUCUCCAGCCAAGCGAUCUCCCUGAUCGAAGGCUCCACGUUUGCCAAGCCGGCGGGCUCGUCGCCGGUGUACGUGGAGAACCCGCUGUGUAUCGGGCUCAACAUCUGCCAGAACGUCGCCGAGCACCAGCUCAUGCUCUUCUCCGAGGCCAUGCAGGAGGCCGCCCGGAAAGUCGACGGUUUCUCCGGGCAGGCACCCAGCGACGGCCGCUCUCGUCUUGACGUCCUGUUCAGCAGCGGCGCGAGCUCGGCCAGUCCUGUGUCUGUGUCGGUGUCCGACUUGUUUGAUGACGUUGUCGCGGAGAAGGGGGGCGGGGGAGGAGAGGCGGAGGCGGCUGUUGAUGGGAACGGGGAGGGGAGUGAAGGGAGGUAAUGGCUUACAGGUGGGGGUGGUGGCGGGAGGUAAAGG
Aplysia californica (California sea hare) is the source of this 1652-nucleotide messenger RNA. Its product is annotated as poly(A) RNA polymerase, mitochondrial. NCBI's taxonomy places the organism in Eukaryota, Metazoa, Mollusca, Gastropoda, Aplysiida, Aplysiidae. Gene Ontology annotation, molecular function: poly(A) RNA polymerase activity. The record is from RefSeq and is a predicted model, not a curated record.